GGGAAGGAAAAGAAAUAGAUUUGCAUAAAUAGUAAUGUCGGAAUUUGAGGUCGACGUAGGCCUACUCACCAUCACGGACACCCUUGUUGUGAGCGGUCCUAUGCGUAGAGAGGAACAUUUAAUGGAAUCGUGCAAGAAAGCCCUCAAGAUACUCCUGGGCGAGUUUGAGACCCUCCCUGUGGUAUCUAAGAAAAGCAAAUUUGGUGGUGUCGUCAAACUCGUGGAACUUCCCCAAACGGUUAUGAGGCUUCCGCGUGAGAAAGCCCCACCGAAACCAAAGCCGCUCACUGCUUGGCAAAAGUUUGCCCUCAAGAAGGGUAUCGACAUCCACCGAAAGGUACCUAACCGAGUCUUUGAUGAGGAUAAACAAAAAUGGAAGGAUAAGUGGGGUAAACGUGCACGUGAGGAUAAGGAGAAGCACGAUUGGUUGCGUGAAGUAAAGCCAGGAUACAUGCCUUCUGAGGAGGGCGGAGACCCAUUUCUGGAUGACCGCCGCGCCAAACAAACACGUCUAGAGACACAGAAGAAGAAGGAAGAGCAUAAUAAACGUCGUUCAGAACUCAUUGCUAAUGCGCAAAAAGAAGUCAAGCACCUCGAAGCGGCAGCACGUCACUUGACUACUGCAUCUAAUAAUAAAUUUGACUCAGGUAAGCCGCUUCGGAAGAAAAACAAAAUGCCGAAAUAAGCUUAACACUAAGCUAGGAUCUGUGGUUUAUCCUUUACGUAGUGUAAUAUUCGAGUUUCUACCUAAUCGAACUACUGCGGAUUUCUUAAAUACUAAACACGCUUAAUAUCCAAUGCUUUGUUAUUACUAUUUGUCCCA
Phytomonas sp. Hart1 is the source of this 823-nucleotide messenger RNA. The record is from the annotation of a GenBank genome assembly. Lineage: Eukaryota; Euglenozoa; Kinetoplastea; Trypanosomatida; Trypanosomatidae.